Messenger RNA from Dipodomys spectabilis (banner-tailed kangaroo rat), 3034 nucleotides. RefSeq names its product DNA topoisomerase I mitochondrial (gene Top1mt). Gene Ontology annotation, molecular function: DNA binding; DNA topoisomerase type I (single strand cut, ATP-independent) activity. The record is from RefSeq and is a predicted model, not a curated record. Gene Ontology annotation, cellular component: chromosome; mitochondrial nucleoid. Gene Ontology annotation, biological process: DNA replication; DNA topological change. The transcript is spliced from 14 exons. Bases 456 to 1973 code for a protein of 505 amino acids. Lineage: Eukaryota; Metazoa; Chordata; Mammalia; Rodentia; Heteromyidae.
AGCCCGGUAGGGAGGCGACAGCGGGGGCUCGCUGUGCGGGAGUUGCCUGCGCACCCCAGCGCUUCCCUGCCCUGGCCUCCCCCACUCCCCUGCUCCCCUAGGCCAGCAGGUGACCCAUCUGCGCUGGCCCUGCCCUUCUCCCCUCAACUCCCACCUCCAAGGCUCCGCUGUCAGGAAUAGCCAGACUGAGGGGCGCUGUGGGGUCUGUGGAGUCUCUGAACCCUGCCCCCGCCCCCUCCUGUCUGUGCUGAGAUCUCCCAGGCUGUCUCAGCAGCACCUGUGCCAGGUGGGAAGAGAAGAGCCAGAGCAGAGCGAAGUGGAGGCAGCUGGAGCACCGAGGCCCGCUCUUCGCCCCUGCCUACGAGCCGCUUCCUGACGGAGUGCGCCUCUUCUACGAUGGAAGGCCUGUGCCGCUGAGCUUGGCAGCCGAGGAGGUGGCCACUUUCUAUGGGAAGAUGUUGCAUCAUGAAUAUACAACAAAGGAAGUUUUCCGAAGUAACUUCUUCAAGGACUGGAGAAAGGAGAUGACCCUGGAGGAGCGGCUGCUCAUCACGCACCUGGACAAGUGUGACUUCACGGAGAUCCACAGACACUUCGUGGACAAGGCUGCAGCCCGGAAAGCCCUGCCCAAGGAGGAGAAGCAGAAACUAAAAGAAGAGGCAGCAAAGCUUCAGCAGGAGUUUGGCUACUGUAUUCUUGAUGGCCACAGGGAGAAAAUUGGCAAUUUCAAGAUGGAGCCUCCUGGGUUGUUCUGCGGCCGUGGUGAGCACCCCAAGAUGGGCAUGGUGAAGAGGAGGGUCCUGCCCGAGGACGUGGUCAUCAACUGUAGCAGGGACGCCGUCCCCGGGCCCCCAGUGGGCCACCAGUGGAGAGAGGUGUGCUCAGACACCACAGUGACGUGGCUGGCGGCGUGGACGGAGAAUGUGCAGAACCGCACCAAGUACAUCGCUCUGAACCCCAGCUCCAAGCUGAAGGGGGAAAAGGACCGACAAAAAUAUGAGGUCGCGCGCCGCCUUGGGGGGCUUGUGGAUGAGAUCCGCGCUCAGUACCGGGCCGCCUGGGAAUCCCCAGAGGUGAAGACAAGGCAGUGGGCAGUGGCCCUGUAUUUCAUCGACAAGCUGGCACUUCGAGCAGGACACGAGAAGGAGGACAAGACGGCGGACACGGUGGGCUGCUGCUCCCUCCGCGUGGAGCACGUGCGGCUGCAUGCGUGGGCUGCCGGCCGCGAGCGCGUGGUGGAGCUGGAUUUCCUGGGAAAGGACUCUGUCCGCUACCAUCAGCUCGUGUCAGUGGAGGAGCCGGUGUUCAGGAACCUGCAGCUGUUCAUGAAGAACAAGAAGCCCAGGGACAGCCUCUUCGACAGAUUGACCACCUCCAGUCUGAACAAGUACCUGCAGCAUUUGAUGCACGGGCUGACGGCGAAGGUGUUCCGGACGUACAACGCCUCUGUCACGCUGCAGGAGCAGCUGCGGGUGCUGACCCGCGCUACAGACAGCCAGGCCGACAAGGUCCUGGCCUACAGCCGGGCGAACCGGGCGGUGGCCGUCCUCUGCAACCACCAGCGCGCCACUCCCAGGAGCUUUGAAAAUUCCAUGCAGGCGCUCCGCAGGAAGAUCGAGGCAAAGGAGGCCCAGGUGGCUGAGGCCCAGGAGGAGCUGCAGAGGGCCAUGGCGGACCCCAGGACCGGAGGGGACAGCAAGUGCAGGAGGUUGUUGCAGCAGCGGCUGCAGCGGCUGAGCAGACAGCUGGCGCAGGCGCGGGCCCAGGCCACGGCUAAGGACGAGAACAAGCAGGUGGCGCUGGGCACGUCCAAGCUCAACUACCUGGACCCCCGGAUCAGCAUUGCCUGGAUGUGGCUGAUGUCCCGCAGGUGUAGGAGGUUCGGGGUGCCUGUGGAGAAGGUCUACAGCAGGGCGCAGCGGGAAAGGUUCGCCUGGGCCCUGGAGGAGGGGGAUGAGCACUUCCAGUUCUAAGCGAGCUCUGUCACUACUGAAGCAGCGCCGGAGGCUGGGCAGGCAGAUGCGUUGUGCGGGUGCAUGAUGCAGAGCCGGACCCUGGCCCAUCCUAGCCAGUGCCCAGCACACUCGCAGCUGAACCGGCCGUGGGCGCAGGGCGGCUGCAGGUCUGCCUCCCCGCCAGGAGUCUUCUCUAGCUGCAGCCCCGCACGGCCGCCAGGCUCGGGAUCCGAUGGAAGCUUGCGCGUGGGCCGCGCCUGCUGUGACCGUGCAGCCUCUGUGAUCCUGGCUGAAGGUCUUGCUGCACUUGGCACACGUGUAGAGGCUCUCGCCAUGUUGAGUCCUCAGGUGCCCAAAGCCCGGAGUAGUGGAUGAAGGCCCUGCCACACUUGCUGCGGUCCCGGGAUGCUGGACCGAGUGACUGCUGGCUUAAGGCCUUGCUACUCUGUAGCAGCCUCCUGCUUUUCAAGUGCCUUCCUGUAGCCUCAGCCUGGCCCGCCGCUUGCUGCAGGCCUCGGGGGCUAGUCUGAGGACAGCUGCACAGCCAGACACGGAUGGCCUCAGACGCAAGAAGGCAUGUGCGUCCGAGAAGGCGCCAGCACUCUGGUGGUGACCGAGCAGCCGCGCGGUGGGUGCCGAUGUCCUGUCCAGUCCCCCACCCCUGCAUCCUCCCAACACCCAGGACCAUGGCACGGGUGAGGGAUGGUCUGAGGGGGCGUCUCCGGUGACUAGGAGUGCGCUGAGCUCCGGCCUUCACCUGUCCCCUUGGGGACAGAAGGCCGACGCCGCUGACCCGGAGCCUGGGAAGCACUGGCCGAGACGCGCGAGGCACACGACGGAGGCGACCGCCCGGGAGCGUGUCCCAGUGCCAGCUUCUUUUUUGGGCUUGGACAGGGCAGCCUGCCUUACCUGCACCCAAACCCCUCAGCAGAGCAUUUUUGGGGUACAUAGGAGGCCUUGCUUAGGUAGCCAGUACUGAGAACUGCCCGGCGUCCCCCAGGGCUUGGAGCUGAGCACCAACGGUCUUUGAUACCAGGGUGGACCAUGUGGCCACCUAAAUAAAGAUGUCAGAUGCUACA